This is a messenger RNA of Lottia gigantea (owl limpet), 489 nucleotides long. RefSeq lists its product as hypothetical. The record is from RefSeq and is a predicted model, not a curated record. Bases 1 to 489 code for a protein of 162 amino acids. Lineage: Eukaryota; Metazoa; Mollusca; Gastropoda; Lottiidae. The transcript is spliced from 4 exons.
AUGGCUGCCUUUGAACAAGGAUUAUUUCUUCAAUUACUUCUUUUACAUUUUUAUCAAGCUUUGGUGCAUGGUACAGCAUGUAAAUUAACAGGUCCAUUAGUUUCUUAUACAACAUGUCCUUAUGGUUGUUGCAAUGAAACAUCUUCUCAACACAUUUGCUGUGAAAAACCCAGGUUAACAGAUGAAAUGAUAUGGGGCUUAGUAGUAUGUUUAGCUAUUAUAUUUCUUAUAAUUGGUUGUAUUGUUUAUAUUGGAUGUAGAAAACACAAGAAAACUUUAAAUAAUGGGAUUGUUUUAUCAACUAAUCUAUCAUGCAGUUACAUUAAUAGCGGUGCUGUUGCCUCUCUGAGUUGUGAAUCCUCUUUAAAUGUAGAGUUUUAUGAACUUACUGUACCUCAAACUCCCAGUCCUAUGUAUGGUGAUUUACCACCAUCAUAUGAAUCAAUUGUUUGUGACAAAGAUAGAGUUGUGGAUGCAUUGGAUGUGUAA